Ailuropoda melanoleuca (giant panda) is the source of this 948-nucleotide messenger RNA. Its product is annotated as olfactory receptor 5J2. Gene Ontology annotation, molecular function: olfactory receptor activity; G protein-coupled receptor activity. The record is from RefSeq and is a predicted model, not a curated record. Gene Ontology annotation, biological process: G protein-coupled receptor signaling pathway. Gene Ontology annotation, cellular component: membrane. NCBI's taxonomy places the organism in Eukaryota, Metazoa, Chordata, Mammalia, Carnivora, Ursidae. The transcript has a single exon.
AACAAACAAAUGGCUGAAGAGAAUUAUACAUCUGUUAUUGAGUUUAUUCUUUUGGGACUGACAGACCGUGCUGACCUGAAAAUUAUGCUUUUUGUGUUGUUCCUGAUGAUUUACGUCAUUACCUUGGUGGGGAAUCUGGGCAUGAUUUUCUUAAUCCAAAUCACUCCCAAGCUCCACACACUCAUGUUCUGUUUCCUCAGCUGCCUUUCAUUUGUAGAUGCCUGCUAUUCAUCUGCAAUCUCUCCAAAAAUGCUGAUCAACCUUCUUGUUGUGAGGGGAACCAUUACUUUCUCUGCUUGUACGGUACAACAUUUGUGUUUUGGGGUGUUUGUCACCACAGAAAGCUUUUUGUUGUCAGUGAUGGCAUAGGAUCGGUAUGUGGCUCUUGUCAACCCUUUGCUUUACGGUGUAGCCAUGUCUAAGAGGAAGUGUGUAGGACUGGUCACUGGGCCCUGGAUAUGUGGAAUAAUUAACUCUUUAAUACACACAGUAAGCUUGGGCAGACUGUCCUCCUGUAGGUUGAAUGUUAUCAGUCAUUUCUUCUGUGAUAUUCCGUCACUCCUAAAGCUGUCAUGUUCUGAUACUUCCUUGAAUGAACUGUUGCUCUUAACCUUCUCUGGAGUCAUUGCCAUGGCCACCUUCUUGAUUGUGAUCAUUUCCUAUGUGUUCAUUGUUUUCGCUAUCCUGAGGAUCCGCUCAGCGGCAGGCAGACAGAAAGCCUUCUCCACCUGUGCCUCCCACCUGACUGCGGUGACCAUAUUCUAUGGUACCUUAAGCUUUAGUUACAUCCAGCCAAGUUCCCAGUAUUCUGUAGAACAGGAGAAGGUGGUUUCUGUGUUCUACACGCUAGUGAUUCCCAUGCUAAACCCACUGAUUUACAGUCUGAGAAACAAAGAGGUAAAGGAUGCUGUGGCAAGGGCCAUAGAAAUGAAACAUUUCCCCUGUUAA